This is a messenger RNA of Aegilops tauschii subsp. strangulata, 1017 nucleotides long. NCBI's taxonomy places the organism in Eukaryota, Viridiplantae, Streptophyta, Magnoliopsida, Poales, Poaceae. The record is from RefSeq and is a predicted model, not a curated record.
AUGAAUCCGGAGAUGCUGCGGGUGGCGGAGGAGCAGAUGCGACGCAUACCCGCCGACGACCUCGCCAGGAUGCAGCGGCAGCUCAUGUCCAGCCCGGACCUGCUGAAGCUCGCAACCGAGAGCAUGAAGAACAUGAUGGCUGACGACUUCAAGCGAGCCGCCGAGCACCUGAACCACGCAAGGCCAGCGGAGACGCUCGAGGUGACCGAGAAAAUCGCCAAGGCCAAGCCCGAGGAGCUCGCCGCCAUGAAGGCGCAAGCCGACGCUCAGACGGCGUCCGCGAUAUCCGCCGCCAAGAUGCUGAAGCGGCAGGGGAACCAGUUCCAUGGCCUCCAAGUACAAGCUCGCCAGGGAUAUAGCGUGAAGAGCAGCGUGCUGUCGGCGGCCGGGCGCGCUCUGCAUGUGCAGUGCAGCGUUAAUCUGAUGGCUUGUUACCUGAAACUAGGCGAGUUCGAGGAGUGCGUCAAUGAAGGCUCGGAGAUUUUGAGCUAUGACUCGGGCACUGCCAAGGCGUACUACCGAAGGGGUCAGGCGUACAAAGCGCUGGGAAACCUCCAGGCUGCUGUUGCUGACCUGAGUAAAGCCCAUGAGAUGUCUCUGGAGGACGAAACUGUCGCUCAAGUUCUGAGAGAGGCGCAAGAAAUACUUGAAACCCAAGGGGGAGCAGCAAACCUGCCAAAGGGAGUUGUCACUGAAGAAGUUGUAGAAGAAGAUAUUAGUUCUCAUCUGUCUACUACUACUACUACUACUACUACUACUACUACUACUACUACUACUACUACUACUACUGAGUAUACUGCUUCACAACCACAUGACGGAGCACGAAACUCAGUACAAUCUGACUCUUUAGAAAGCUUGGUAAAUAUGUCUCAGGUUGCUUCUUCAUCAAGCGGAACAAUCCCUGUUGCUCCAGAUUUUGGUUCCAGUAUGCCAGGAAUUUCACCGGCUGGCAUGGUUGGUAUGACGGACCCUGCUAUGUGGGAGAUGUUUACAUCUGGAGAACAUGAGUCCCGAUGA